ACCAGUGCAGGGUUUCUGGCCCUAAACAUCUCAGCCUCUGCAAUGGCACCCACGACCACAAAUCCAAUGGAAAAAACCAUCCCUGGAAGUAUUGACAUCGAGACCCUGAUCCAACAUUUGAUCAUCAUCAUCAUGGGACUGGUUGGGCUGACAGGAAAUGCCAUUGUGUUCUGGCUCCUGGGCUUCCACUUGCACAGGAAUGCCUUCUUAGUCUACAUCCUAAACUUGGCCCUGGCUGACUUCUUCUAUCUGCUCUGUCACAUCAUAAAUUCCAUUAUGUUUCUUUUCAAGGUUCCCUCACCCAACAGUAUCUUGGACUAUUGCUUUUACACAAUCAUGAUGGUUUUCUACAUUACAGGCCUGAGCAUGCUCAGUGCCAUCAGCACUGAGCGCUGCCUGUCUGUCCUGUGCCCCAUCUGGUAUUGCUGCCAUCGCCCAAAACACACAUCAACUGUCAUGUGUGCUGUGAUCUGGGUAAUGUCCCUGUUGAUCUGCAUUCUGAGUGGAUAUUUCUGUUAUCGCUUUGGUCCCAAAUAUGUAAAUAACUCUGUGUGUCAGGUAUUGAUAUUCUUCAUCAGAACAUACCCGAUAUUUUUGUUUGUACUCCUCUGUCUGUCCACCCUGGCUCUGCUGGCCAGGUUGCUCUGUUGUGCUGGGAAGAGGAAAUUUACCAGAUUAUUCGUGACCAUCAUGCUGACCGUUUUGGUUUGUCUUCUCUGUGGGUUACACCUAGGCUUCUUAUGGUUUCUGUUACCCUGGACUGAGGAUCGUUUCAUUAUACUAGAUUAUAGACUUUUUUUUUUUUUUGCAUCAGUUGUCCUAACUGUUGUUAACAGCUGUGCCAACCCCAUCAUUUACUUCUUAGUGGACUCCUUUAGGCACCAGUUGAAGCAACAGAACCUCAAAAUGUUUCUCCAGAGAGCACUACAGGACACUCCUGAGAAACCUGAAAACAUGGUGGAGAUGUCAAGAAGCAAAGCAGAGCUGUGA
This is a messenger RNA of Mus caroli (Ryukyu mouse), 990 nucleotides long. Its product is annotated as mas-related G protein-coupled receptor member A8-like. Gene Ontology annotation, molecular function: G protein-coupled receptor activity. The record is from RefSeq and is a predicted model, not a curated record. Gene Ontology annotation, cellular component: plasma membrane. Gene Ontology annotation, biological process: G protein-coupled receptor signaling pathway. Lineage: Eukaryota; Metazoa; Chordata; Mammalia; Rodentia; Muridae.